AUGUCUACUGAUAACGAGAGGAUUCACAUAGAGGAAAACUAUUUGUUACAUGAAUAUGGGGUUGAACUUCAGAAUAUGGCAUCCCCUCCUCAUGACAAAGUUGAGAAGAGGAAUAAACGCUUCAAACUGUACCUGGCUGCACUAGAUGGUGAUUGGGACACAUUUCAAAGAUUAAUUAACCUGAAUCCUGAAAUAAAUAGAAAAACUAAGCUAUCAGAGGGAGGGGACACAGCUCUCCAUCUUGCAGCUGGAGCAAGGCGCACUAGUUUUGUUAAAAAGCUGCUUCAAUUUAUGCAAAAGGAGGAUUUAUCCAUAAGAAAUAAUGCUGGCAACACGGCCUUUUUUCUUGCUGUUGCGUCAGGAACGGUUGAAAUCGCCAAGGCUAUGAUAGAGAAGAAUGAAGAUCUCAUAAAGAACCGUGAGAAUAGUAUGAUGGAGAGGAAUGAAGACUUCGUAAAGAGCCGAUGUGAUAGUUGCAUUUUACCGCUUCACCAAGCAACUCUGAUGGGAAACAAAGAGAUGAUAGAAUACCUUUAUGAAACCACUGGAGAUAAGUUAUUAGAUGAUAAUAAUCGCUUUGAAUUGGUUGUCAAUCUGAUAUACCAUGGUUUGUAUGUUAGAGGUGAAGAGAUUCCCGAUUCAGCUUUUGAGCUAGUCAAAUGCCUUUGGAAAGAAGUUAUGCAUUUGGAUGACUCCCAGAUUUUGAAAAUUAUUAGAAAGCCUUGGUCGCUAAUAUUCGAGGCUGCAAAACAAGGAAACCUUCGGUUUCUAGACAUAAUUUUCCAUGAAUAUCCUGAUCUGAUGUUUGAAGUUGAUGAAAAUAAUUACACCAUAUUUCAUUAUGCUGUUAUGUAUCGUCACUAUAACAUUUUCAAAAUUAUUUACACCAUAGGUCCGUUGAAAAAUUUGGUAGUUAAGAAAAUAGAUAAGAAAGGGAACAACAUCUUGCAUUUGGCUGCAGAGUUGCCUAAACAAGAUACACCUGGUGCUGAAUCAACUGCAACACAUUUCAAAAUGUCUAUCGAGAUGCGAUGGUUUGAGAGAGUGAAGAGAAUUUUGCAUCCAAUGGAUGCUGAAGCUGAAAAUAAUAAAGGGAAAACUGCUAAAGCUAUAUUCACUGAACAACACAGAGAGUUAAGAAAGGAAGCCGAGAAAUGGACUAAGGACAUUGCAAAUGCAAACAUCAUGGGGGCAAUACUUAUUGCCACCGUGGUUUUCGCUGCAACUUUCACAAUACCAGGUGGCACUAAUGAAGAAACAGGGACUCCACAUUUUGUUCGAAGAGCUUCCUUCAUAGUUUUUGCAAUAUCAGAUACUAUAGCAUUACUAUUGUCUUGUUUCUCCAUACUAAUGCUCAUAACCGUUAUCUCUUCCCGAUGUGAAGAAGUAGAUUUCCUUUGGCGGGUGCCUUUUGAUUUGGCUUGGGGGUUAGCCUUACUUCUUUUCUCAGUAGAAGCAAUGGUGGUAGCAUUUUGUGCAACUAUGUUCAUUGUCUUCAAAGAUGGGAUGUUAUGGAUUCCUAUUCUUGUUGUAGUAAUGUCCUCUUUCACAAUCUACAAGUUCCGCGAUAGAACUUGGGCUCGCUUUGGAGAUGUAAUGCAUAUUGCCAUUAUACCAGGUGAGAGUUUUUUAAAAGAAGAGAAACAACUCACAAUAUUAGAAAAAAUCAUAGCACCAAUAUGUACAAUGUGA
Molecule: messenger RNA, 1692 nt
Organism: Pistacia vera
Lineage: Eukaryota; Viridiplantae; Streptophyta; Magnoliopsida; Sapindales; Anacardiaceae
Product: ankyrin repeat-containing protein ITN1-like
Exons: 4
Coding region: 1-1692 (563 amino acids)
Molecular function (GO): protein binding
Source: RefSeq, a predicted model, not a curated record